AUGAAGCUGCUUGGUGGAGCCAUUUGCAUGCUUUCGACUGCAGCAUCUAUGCCGUCUACCUUCCAAAGCGUUGGGCAGCGAAAACGUUCCUGUGCUACCGCUAACCAGGUUGUUGUAGCAAUUAACAACUAUGUUAUCGAGGUAACCCAGGUAAAUGAUGUCAUCGAUAACAACGGCCUAAACGAAACUUCCAACACCUUUCAGGAGGCUGUCAGCUCGGGGCUCUUCUUCGAAACUGAUGAGACGAUCCAGCUCACCUCUCUAAGCAAUAUCUGCAACCCAAGAGAGGAAGCGAAUGGCGCCGCUUACUCGGUUGCUAUCAACACAGUUCAAUCAGCCACGCAACAGGUACUAGGCGCUAUUAUAGACAACCAGAAAGGGGUCGGUGCGGUGCAAGACAGUCUCGACAUUAUCGACCAACAUAUCUGUACUACGGUAUAUUGGGGCAAGGCUUGGGAUUAA
This is a messenger RNA of Truncatella angustata, 462 nucleotides long. RefSeq lists its product as uncharacterized. The record is from RefSeq and is a predicted model, not a curated record. The transcript has a single exon. NCBI's taxonomy places the organism in Eukaryota, Fungi, Ascomycota, Sordariomycetes, Amphisphaeriales, Sporocadaceae. Bases 1 to 462 code for a protein of 153 amino acids.